Lacerta agilis (Sand lizard) is the source of this 1499-nucleotide messenger RNA. Its product is annotated as E3 ubiquitin-protein ligase TRIM7-like. Gene Ontology annotation, molecular function: protein binding; zinc ion binding. The record is from RefSeq and is a predicted model, not a curated record. Bases 44 to 1498 code for a protein of 484 amino acids. The transcript is spliced from 7 exons. Lineage: Eukaryota; Metazoa; Chordata; Lepidosauria; Squamata; Lacertidae.
UAAAAAGACGGUGUCUCUUAGGACUCUACAGGGAGACGCAGCGAUGGCGGCCGUGCAAGGGCUCUGCGACGAAGCGACGUGCUCCGUCUGCCAGGAAUACUUCAGAGAACCGGUGACUCUGGACUGCGGGCACAACUUUUGCCGCGCCUGCCUGGCGGGUCUCUGGGAAGGAUCCGGCCCCGACUCUCCCUUCUGCUGCCCGGAGUGCAAAGAAGCCGUGCAGCCCAGGAACUUCAAGCCCAACCGGCAACUGGCCAACGUCGCAGAGCUGCUCAAGAAACUCCAGGAGGGGGAAAGUGGAGGAAGGCGCGCAUCAGGCGCGGGGCAGUGGCGGAUGUGCCAGGCGCACCAGGAGCCGCUGAAACUCUUCUGCAAGGACGACGAAGCGCCCAUCUGCGUGGUGUGCGACAGGUCCAAGGAGCACCGCGAGCACCGCGUGUGUCCCAUAGAAGAGGCUUCCCAAGAGUACCAGGAAAAAAUCAAGGCCAACCUAGAGUCUCUGAAGGAUGAGAGAGAGAAACUUGUGGAGCAGAAAUUAGCCGAAGAGUUGAGAAAGCAGGAGUGUAUGGCGGGGUUAGAAAUGGAGAAGCAGAAGAUCAGAAUUGCCUUUGAGAGGAUGCAGGAGUUCCUUGAGGAGAAACUGAACCUGUGGCUCGGCCAGCUGGAAGAUGUGGAGAAAGAGAUGGGGAGGUGGCAGGAAGAGAACCUCUCCAAACUCUCCGAGGAGAUUUUGCAACUCAAUGAACUGAUUGUGGAGCUGGAGGAGAGGAGCCUGCGGCCUGCGAGUGAAUUCUUGCAGGACAUCAGAAGUGCUUUGAGCAGUAGUGAGAAGAACUCAGCAGGGCAUGCGACGGACCUUUCUCCCAAGAUGGAAGAGGCGCUCAGGUUUGCGUCGCAGAAAAACUCUGCUUUAGAAAAGGCUUUGGAGAGCUCUCAAGAUUCUCUGAAGCAAGCCCUGAACAAAGUGAGUGUGACUCUGGAUCCAGAAACUGCAUCCCCAAAGCUCCUCAUCUCUGAGGACCUGAAGAGUGUGAGAAGGGCAGAGAAGAAGCAGGAUCUGCCCGACAACCCAGAGAGAUUUGACUGGAUGCCCUUUGUCCUGGGCCGCGAGGGAUUCACUUCAGGAAGGCCUUGGUGGGAGGUGGAGAUUACGAUGGUAGAGAAAGCCAUGUGGGCUCUUGGUGUUGCCAAAGACUCGGUCAGGAGGAAGGGUCCGUUUAAGCUUAAUCCGAAUGAGGGGGUAUGGGCUCUGAAGAAGCAGUUUGGCGAGUCCUCGCCUUUUCAGCUCGUGGCUUUGAGUAGCCCUGAGCCGGUCUCCGUGACCGUAAGGCAACUGCCCAGGAAGAUCCGGGUUUCCCUGGAUUACGAAGGGGGCCUGGUGGAAUUUUUUGAUGCUGAAGCCAACGAAUGUCUCUUCACUUUCUUUGCAGGGUCAUUCUUGGGGGAGAAAAUCCGCCCCUUCUUCCACUUGGGUUUGGGAGUCAAUCUAAAGUGUUGAA